Molecule: messenger RNA, 1432 nt
Organism: Trichosurus vulpecula (common brushtail)
Lineage: Eukaryota; Metazoa; Chordata; Mammalia; Diprotodontia; Phalangeridae
Product: dehydrogenase/reductase SDR family member 4-like
Exons: 8
Coding region: 94-942 (282 amino acids)
Biological process (GO): retinal metabolic process
Cellular component (GO): peroxisome
Molecular function (GO): carbonyl reductase (NADPH) activity
Source: RefSeq, a predicted model, not a curated record
CCAAACCAAAGUAAACCAGCCCAGCUAAGGUUGGGAGGCUAGUCUGUUUGUACCUUUGCAUGUUGAGUAAGUCGUCCAUUUCUGCACGGCAAUAUGCUUAGAGCCUUCCUGCCAACUACUUGCUUUAAGAUCUUGAAAUCUGUCAACAUGAGCAACCAGGCUGCUGGAACUUUCAGAAGCAAUCAGGGGCCGUUACAGAACAAAGUAGCCCUGGUGACUGCCUCCACUGAUGGGAUCGGCUUUGCCAUUGCUCAGCGUCUGGCCCGUGAUGGGGCCCAUGUGAUCGUGAGCAGCCGAAAGCAGAAGAACGUGGAUCAAGCUGUGGCAGCGCUCCAGAAGGAGGGGCUGAGUGUGACGGGCACCGUGUGCCAUGUGGCAAAGGCCGAGGAUCGAAAACAACUGGUGGCCACGGCUAUAGACCGUCAUGGAGGUAUUGACAUUUUGGUUUCCAAUGCUGCUGCAAACCCCUACUUUGGCAACCUGGUGGACGCCAGUGAGGAGAUAUGGGACAAGACUCUGGAUGUUAAUGUGAAGGCCACAGCCCUGCUAAUGAAUGCGGUGGUGCCAGAGAUGAAGAAGCAAGGAGGUGGCUCAGUGGUGAUUGUGUCCUCAAUUGCUGCCUUCACGCCCAGCAAGUUCCUGGGCCCCUAUAAUGUUAGCAAAACAGCCCUGCUGGCACUCACCAAGAACUUUGCUUCUGAGUUGGAACCAAUGGGCAUUAGAGUGAACUGCCUGGCACCAGGCCUCAUCAAGACCAACUUCAGCUCCAUGUUCUGGGAAAACGAGGCUAACGAGACCCAGAUUAAGAAAGCCCUGAAUAUAUCCAGGAUGGGCGAGCCUCAUGAAUGUGCAGGCGUCGUGUCUUUCCUGUGUUCACCGGAUGCUAGCUACAUCACAGGAGAAACUAUAGUAGUAGCUGGAGGGGCUCCUUCCCGUCUUUGAUGAGCCUGGGAAGAACACCCUGAGAUUCUAGAAGCUAUCUAUAAUGAAGAGAAGCCUCAAGAUUGGACCUCGACUUCUGAAUUCCUCGACUUAUCUCCUCUAACCUUGCCCAUCCCACUGGCUUCCCUGGAAUAAAAAAAGGCCUAUGUAAGCAGCUAGGGAACCCCCUCUUUGCCACAUAUGGGCAUAAAAGUCUGUCCUUAAGGAAAUCUGUCCUGCAUAAAACUACAUGAGAUACGAAGGUAGGAGUGAACUACUCAUUUUUCUAGACCAAAUGUACCCAGCUACUUUUUCCAAAACUAAACAGAGCUGGAGGAUAGAGGGAGUGAAGGAGUGAGGACUGAGACUAGGACCAGGCCAGGGAAGAGAAAAGAGACUUAGAAAUACUAGAGGUAGGAGGGAAAGGCAUGGGGAGAUAUGGAGAAAGGGUCAAAUCUCUGGUUUCUGUGCCAUUAAAAAUAAAAUUAACUUGCAAAUAACAUGCAAAUGA